Enhydra lutris kenyoni (northern sea otter) is the source of this 4012-nucleotide messenger RNA. Its product is annotated as mediator complex subunit 25. Lineage: Eukaryota; Metazoa; Chordata; Mammalia; Carnivora; Mustelidae. Bases 46 to 2505 code for a protein of 819 amino acids. The transcript has 17 exons. Gene Ontology annotation, cellular component: transcription regulator complex; mediator complex. Gene Ontology annotation, biological process: positive regulation of transcription by RNA polymerase II. The record is from RefSeq and is a predicted model, not a curated record.
GCGGCGGCGGCGGCGCUGGCGGCGGUGGCGGCUGGGGCGAGGGGAAUGGUCCCCGGGUCGGAGGGCCCGGCCCGCGCCGGGGGCCUCGUGGCUGACGUGGUGUUUGUGAUUGAGGGCACGGCCAACCUGGGGCCUUACUUUGAAGGGCUGCGCAAGCACUACCUGCUUCCGGCCAUCGAGUAUUUUAAUGGUGGUCCUCCUGCCGAGACGGACUUCGGGGGCGACUAUGGGGGGACCCAGUACAGCCUCGUGGUGUUCAACACGGUGGACUGCGCUCCUGAGUCCUACGUACAGUGUCAUGCCCCCACGAGCAGCGCCUAUGAGUUUGUCACCUGGCUCGACGGCAUUAAGUUCAUGGGCGGGGGCGGCGAGAGCUGCAGCCUCAUUGCAGAAGGCCUCAGCACGGCCCUGCAGCUCUUCGAUGACUUCAAGAAGAUGCGGGAGCAGAUCGGCCAGACACAUCGCGUCUGCCUCCUUAUCUGUAAUUCGCCCCCAUACCUGCUCCCGGCCGUCGAGAGCACCACGUACUCUGGGUACACGACGGAGAGUCUCGUGCAGAAGAUAGGGGAGCAAGGGAUCCACUUCUCCAUAGUGUCUCCCCGGAAGCUGCCUGCCCUGAGGCUGCUGUUCGAGAAGGCAGCUCCCCCCGCCUUGCUGGAGCCGCUGCAGCCACCAGCAGACGUGAGCCAGGACCCCCGGCACAUGGUGCUGGUGCGGGGGCUCGUGCUGCCAGUUGGGGGUGGUUCGGCCCCAGGCCCCCUCCAGCCAAAGCAGCCUGUCCCCCUGCCUCCAGCUGCACCCUCGGGCGCCUCGCUCUCAGCAGCCCCCCAGCAGCCUCUUCCCCCUGUCCCCCAGCAGUAUCAGGUCCCUGGGAACCUGAGUGCAGCUCAGGUGGCGGCCCAGAAUGCAGUGGAAGCCGCCAAGAACCAGAAGGCGGGGCUGGGCCCACGCUUCUCACCCAUUAACCCUCUGCAAGCCGCUCCAGGAGUGGGUCCCCCCUUCAGCCAGGCCCCGGCCCCUCCUCUGCCGCCGGGGCCCCCUGGCGCCCCCAAGCCACCCCCUGCUUCCCAGCCCAGCCUGGUCUCCACCGUGGCUCCUGGCCCAGGCCUGGCCCCCCCUGCACAACCUGGGGCACCGUCCAUGGCGGGCUCGGUGGCCCCUGGCGGGGUGAGCGGCCCUUCCCCGGCCCAGCUCGGGGCCCCGGCCCUUGGGGGGCAGCAGUCGGUCUCCAACAAACUUCUGGCCUGGAGCGGGGUCCUCGAGUGGCAGGAGAAGCCCAAACCUGCCUCCGUGGACGCCAACACCAAACUGACCCGCUCACUGCCGUGCCAGGUCUACGUGAAUCAUGGCGAGAACUUGAAGACGGAGCAGUGGCCCCAGAAGCUGAUCAUGCAGCUUAUCCCGCAGCAGCUGCUGGUGAGUGGCCCGAGGGGGCACCGCCCGCCCCUCCGGUCAGCUGGUCGCAUUCUCUUCCCUCGUCCCCUCCCUGCCCCGCACCUGCCUCCAUCCCUGCUCCUCCCUUCCCCACUCCGCACGCCGGCCCGCGUGUCUCCCGUGUCUCCCGCAGACCACCCUGGGCCCUUUGUUCCGGAACUCGAGGAUGGUGCAGUUCCACUUCACCAACAAGGACCUGGAGUCCCUGAAAGGCCUCUACCGCAUCAUGGGCAACGGCUUUGCCGGCUGCGUGCACUUCCCCCACACGGCCCCCUGCGAGGUGCGCGUGCUCAUGCUGCUCUACUCGUCCAAGAAGAAGAUCUUCAUGGGCCUCAUCCCCUACGACCAGAGCGGCUUCGUCAACGGCAUCCGGCAGGUCAUCACCAACCACAAGCAAGUCCAGCAGCAGAAGCUGGAGCAGCAGCGCGGGAUGGGGGCACAGCAGGCACCCCCUGGGCUGGGCCCCAUUCUGGAGGACCAGGCGAGACCCUCACAGAAUCUGCUCCAGCUCCGCCCACCACAGCCCCAGCCUCAGGGCACUGUGGGGGCCUCCGCAGCCUCAGGACAGCCCCAGCCCCAAGGUGCUGCCCAGGCCCCCCCAGGCGCCCCCCAAGGCCCUCCUGGAGCAGCCCCUGGCCCUCCCCCUCCUGGACCCAUCCUCCGGCCUCAGAACCCUGGGGCCAACCCCCAACUGCGGAGUCUCCUCCUCAACCCACCUCCGCCCCAGACUGGGGUGCCUGCACCCCAAGCCUCCCUCCACCACCUCCAGCCACCGGGGGCUCCUGCACUGUUGCCCCCACCACACCAGGGUCUGGGGCAACCCCAGCUGGGGCCCCCCCUCCUGCACCCACCGCCUGCCCAGUCCUGGCCCACACAGCUUCCCCCGAGAGCUCCACUGCCAGUGGCAAAACGAAAGAGAGACCGAGAGGGCCACGUGUUUCGAGAAAAAUGGGAGCGAGCGUAUUUCUUUGUGGAAGUGAAGAGCAUGCCUAUGUGUUUAAUAUGCAAAAAAAUCGUAUCUGUGUUGAAAGAGUACAACCUGAGACGUCAUUACGAAUCAAAGCACAGUAAGAGCUUCGACCAGUACACAGAGCAGAUGCGAGACGCGAUCCUCAGUGAGCUGAAAAAGGGCCUCAAGGGUCAGUAGGGUUUGCUCCGGGAAGGACGCAGGUCCGAGAGGCAGUGUGGCUGCAGAGCGCAGUUCGAGUCUCGAGCACAGCACGGCCCGGGCGCGAAAGCCUCGCAGCGAUGGCGAGUUUGUAAAGGAGCGGGACGGCGGCUCCUGGACGGACGCGCCCGCCCGUUCACACUGUCCCUUCGGCCUGACGGGCGUUUGCACUGUGCCGUGAGUCGAAGAUGAAACCGGAAGAUUUACUAGUCCAGUCACUUGAAAGAGUCGACUCCGUCGUGGCCUUCUCUGUCGUUGCUCACGAACUCUGACCACCCAGUUAGCUUUAUUUAUUUGUGGUAUGAAGAAUUUGGAUGCGACUGAAGAAGUCUGUGACACGGUGCCCAGGCAGGCCCGACACUGGGAGAUGGGCUAUUUGGGUGUGUAUUGACAGAAAUACACAGACUGGCGAGAAUUCCUAAGCACAGUCGCAGGCCGUCGUAGCUAACGAUCUGCGUCACAGGCGGCCUUGUCAGGACACCUCCGUCCCAGGAGGCAGCGCUCCGCGAGAGCGCAAGUCAGCUCGUUGCCUCGAUCGCCAGGAGUUGAAUUGUGUUCAGAAGGAACACAGAACACACCGCGGACGUCCUCGGCACGCUCCUGCACUUCAACCACGGGCAGGUGGACGGUGACCUUGACCCAAUGUAUUUGACAGAAGCUCUGUGACCUGGUCAUCACGUGAUGGUGUGGAAGGGAUCCGCACUGUUGAAACCUGUCGACUUGGUUCAUCUGCAAUGAGACAGAAGCCACACCUGGUUCCCCUGAGAAGGUCGGUCAAAGACUUUUGGUCGAGGCUACAACCCCCCACCCCCACCCUCCGAACACUAGUUCUCUGCAAAGACGUUCACAAACAGCUACUUGAAUGUAUGACCGUGUUUGCCCGGUCCUGGCAAAAACAUGGAAGCCACUGGCAAGGAACAGUUCCUUCGCUGCAGUUGGUUUUCAGAAACAAAACAUGUGGCCUGGACCAUAUUCACCCAGCUGGUGGGGCUCGAGACCAAAUUCCCCCAAAGGCUCUCCACGUCCAGACUUCGUGAUAAUGAACUAGCACUGUCCAGUUUGGCUCCGCCGGUUACUGUCGAUCGUGUGAAUGCAGACCACAGGCAGCACCCGCUGAACUACAGGGCUCUAGGGUGCGGGGUCCGAACCGGAGGUCACGGCCCUACCCGCGCCUCCUACAGUGGUCUUGAGUCAUGGGCUUUGGAGGUGCCCGCGCUUGUAAACUGCGGUUUUCCAUUAUAGAAUUGAUUCAAAGUACAUAACCGUUCCCAGUUAAGGAUUCAGGGUUGAAUUCUAAACUGCUCAUCCCAACGUGACAACCAAGGCCUGACGCUGACCUCUUGGUGUAGAAAGGGGCGAGGUCAGGCGUCUGGCUUCAAAAUCAAAGGGGCAAAAGAAUUAUGAAAGAGA